AUGUCUGGCAUGAUUGACCCCCAGAUCUUCGAACAUCUCAAGUCAAAGAUCGACGAAGACACCAAGGCGCGAGAUGAUCUGAACGGGAUCAUCCAGAAAUUAGAGCGUGAUGUGUCCUACACCCAGGGUCUCCUCUCGCGGGUGCACUCGACCCCAAGAUCUCACUACCCAGGCUUGCUCUCGCAAGUCGAGACCGCCAUCAAGACCGAGGUCGACAACUUCUCGCAACUGAGCGAGGUGGCCUCCAAGCACCCUUACUACAAGUACAACAGCAAGUGGACCCGGGCUGUCCAGGAUGCAGUCCUUACGGUGCUUCUCCAAGGCUGGCUGGGUGGCAACCUUGUUCCCGAGGGUAAACUGGGACGGCUUCUGACCCUCGAGGAGGUCGGGGAGCACGUCUUCCACGUGCCCGUGAACCUGAAAGACCGUGACGCCUUCCACAUCACAAUCGAGGAGUACCUCCUGGCGGUCACCGGCCUGACGGAUGAGCUUGCCCGGCUGGCCGUCAAUGCCGUGACGCUGGGAGACCACGAGCUUGCGGUGAAGAUCAGCAGUUUCGUCAAGGACAUCCACGCAGGCUUCCAGUUGCUGAACCUGAAGAACGACAUCCUGAGGAAGCGGGUGGAUGGUGUCAAAUAUGCUGUGAAGAAGGUCGAGGAUGUGGUUUAUGACCUUUCGCUGAGGAACUUGAUCCCUACGUCUUGA
Messenger RNA from Diaporthe amygdali, 705 nucleotides. RefSeq lists its product as uncharacterized. Gene Ontology annotation, biological process: RNA metabolic process. Gene Ontology annotation, cellular component: nucleus; cytoplasm. The transcript is spliced from 3 exons. Gene Ontology annotation, molecular function: RNA binding; sequence-specific DNA binding; single-stranded DNA binding. The record is from RefSeq and is a predicted model, not a curated record. Lineage: Eukaryota; Fungi; Ascomycota; Sordariomycetes; Diaporthales; Diaporthaceae. The coding region runs from base 1 to 705 and encodes 234 amino acids.